CAGCCGCUGCGCCUGGACAUCAAACGCAAGCUCAGCUCGCGCUCCGAGCGCGUCAAGAGCGUGGACCUGCACCCGACGGAGCCGUGGGUGCUCUCGGCGCUCUACUCGGGCAGCCUCAUGAUCUGGAACUACGCCACGCAGUCGCUGGUCAAGACGCUCGAGGUGUCGUCGCUGCCCGUGCGCAACGCCAAGUUCGUGGCGCGCAAGCAGUGGAUCAUCGCCAGCUCGGACGACAUGCAGGUGCGCGUGUUCAACUACAACACGAUGGAGAAGGUCACGAACUUCGAGGCCCACAGCGACUACAUCCGCCACAUCGAGGUGCACCCGACGCUGCCCUGCUUCCUCACGUGCGCCGACGACAUGACCAUCAAGCUCUGGGACUGGGACAAGAGCUUCGCGUGCUCGCAGGUCUUCGAGGGCCACGGCCACUACGUCAUGAUGGUCAAGUUCAACCCCAAGGACGCGCACACCUUCGCCAGCGCCUGUCUGGACCGCACCGUGCGCGUCUGGGGGCUCGGCUCGAGCCACGCGCACUUCUCGCUCGAGGGCCACGAACGCGGCGUCAACUGCGUCGCCUACUACCCGGGCGGAGACAAGCCCUACCUGCUCUCGGGCAGUGACGACCGCACGGUCAAGGUCUGGGACUACCAGACCAAGGCCAUCGUCCACACCCUGGACGGACACGGCAACAACCUCACGUCUGUGCUGUACCACCCGAGACUGCCGCUCAUCAUCUCUGCCUGCGAGGACGGCGCUGUGCGCAUGUGGCACUCCACCACGUACAGGGCGGAGACGACGCUCAACUACGGCAUGGAGCGCAGCUGGUCGCUCGCGGCGCUGCCCUCGGCCAACACGCUCGCUAUCGGCUACGACGAAGGCACCAUCGUGCUCCGGCUUGGACACGACACUCCCGUGGUCAGCAUGGAUGCCGGCGGCAGCGGAAAGCUCAUCUGGACGACCAACAACGACGUCCACACGGCCAGCGUCAAGGGCGUGGUGGCCGAGAUGGGUCUCCAGGACGGCGAGAAGCUGCCGCUGGUCUCGAGGGACCUCGGAAGCUGCGAAGUGUACCCGCAGAAGGUGCAGCACAACAGCAACGGCCGCUACGUCGUGGUCUGCGGUGACGGCGAGUACAUCAUCUACACGGCGCAGCAGCUUCGUAACAAGGCCUUCGGAGCCGCGCUGGACUUCUGCUGGUCGCCAACGGGCACGGGCGACUACGUCGUGCGCGAGAGCAUCUCGAAGCUCACGCUGUUCCGCAACUUCAAGGAGGUCAAGAGCGAGAAGCCGCGUGUGCUGUCUGCUGAGGGCCUAUUCGGCGGCACGGGAGCUAUUGGUGUUAAGGGCAACGACGCCAUUGCCAUGUUUGACUGGGAGGAGCUGCGUCUGAUCCGCAAGAUCGACGUUGUCGUGAAGAACGUCUUCUGGUCGGAGAACGGCAGCCUCGUUGUGCUCGCGUGCGAGUCGAGCUUCUUCGUGCUGCGCUACAACAAGGAGCUCGUGGCGCAGGCGUUCGCUGCGGGCACGAACUCGCCCGAGGAAGGAGUGGACGGCGCCUUUGACCUGCUGCACGAAAUCUCCGAGAAGGUUGGCACGGGUACUUGGGUGGGAGACUGCUUCCUGUACACCAACGCCGGCGGCCGACUGAACUACUACGUGGGCGGUGAGGUUAUGACGCUUGCCCACCUCGAGCAGAAGAUGUACCUGUUGGGCUACCUGCCUCGGGAGAACCUGGUGUUCCUCAUGGACAAGAUGAAGAAUGUCGUGAGCUACACUGUGUCGCUGGUCAUGCUCGAGUACCAGACUGCCGUGGUGCGCCGCGACUUCGAGAGCGCUAAUGCCAUCUUGCCCAAGAUCCCGGCGGACCAAAUGGAUUACGUGGCUCGGUUCCUUGAGUCUCAAGGCUUCAAGGAAGAAGCCCUGGCGCUAAGUACCGACCCGGACCAGAAGUUCGAUCUCGCUGUGCAGCUCGCCAAACUGGACGUGGCACGCGACAUCAUGCUGCAGGAGAUUGACAAGGGCGACAAGGGCAAGGAUAUGGACAUUGAGACCCAGCACAAGUGGAAGCAGCUGGGCGAUCUUGCCCUCAACGACUGCCAGCUCUCUCUUGCUGAGGACUGCGCGCUCCGUGCCGAUGACUUCAGUCUAAUGCUCAUCCUGUACACAAGUCGUGGAGACAAGGAGGGCCUUGUGCGUCUUGCUGGGCUUGCUCGUGAGAAGCGUCGUUACAACAUUGCAUUUAUCUGUUGGCUGCUGCUUGGCAAGACCACGGAGUGUGUUGAGGUGCUGAAGGAGACCAAGCGUUUCCCUGAGGCUGCGUUCUUUGCCCGCAGCUACUGCCCGUCUAAGAUGCAGUUGGUUAUGGACAAGUGGCGAGAGGACUUGGCUGCUGUUAGCUCUCGUGCAGCCAAGGCACUGGCCGAUCCCACGCGUAACGCCGAGUUGUUCGAGAACCUGGAGGCAUCCAUGCAGGCCGAGGCUACUCUUCUCGCUCAAAACGGC
Molecule: messenger RNA, 2502 nt
Organism: Phytophthora sojae
Lineage: Eukaryota; Oomycota; Peronosporomycetes; Peronosporales; Peronosporaceae
Exons: 1
Biological process (GO): intracellular protein transport; intra-Golgi vesicle-mediated transport; retrograde vesicle-mediated transport, Golgi to endoplasmic reticulum
Cellular component (GO): COPI vesicle coat
Molecular function (GO): protein binding; structural molecule activity
Source: RefSeq, a predicted model, not a curated record